Molecule: messenger RNA, 881 nt
Organism: Aspergillus aculeatinus CBS 121060
Lineage: Eukaryota; Fungi; Ascomycota; Eurotiomycetes; Eurotiales; Aspergillaceae
Exons: 1
Coding region: 247-828 (193 amino acids)
Source: RefSeq, a predicted model, not a curated record
UGCAAGCCGUCCUAUCAGAUCGGCCAUUCUCGGAGAAAAGCGUAUAAGAUGUCGAAAGAAAUCGGUGAAUGAGCCAUCUUGGCAACUGGACACCAGGGAUCAUGAGUGGGCGGCGGCUAUGCUAUCAUGUCGCAUCAAUCACAGAAAUCCUGGUUAUCUUGAUCAGGUCCGGGCGCGGUCAUGGGUGGUGGUGGUGAUGAUGAUGUUGAACGAACAGACAUCUGCAGUUGACUUGACAACGAGGCGAUGUUAACCGAGGUUUGCGGAGUUGGCUCGGACCUUUUCCAGCUUUUCCUUUUUCCUGAUUCCUACACCCUUGACUCGAGUUGGAUGGGUGUGUGUCAGAACUUAGUUUGGGAGAUUGUGGGCUGUGGUGGGUGUCUGCCGGUGGAUUAUGCGGGCGAGUCGAAUGAGAGACCGAGGAGAGAGACAAGAGGCUCUUUCGCCGAGAGGUGCAGGUUGCACAGAUCAGAACAUGCGAUGCUGUCAUCAGCCUCGGAUCCUGACACGAGAAUUGAAGGAGAAAGGAAGGAGGGAGGAUUGGAGGAGGGGCUGUGCUGUCUGAACUUUGGAAAAUGUGAAUCCCACGUUGAAUGCAGAGAAGGAAGUAAGGAGGCUCCUUGCUAUAAUUGUUUUCCUGGCUUGGGGCCUGAAAUCAAGCUGAGUGAUCAAUGUUCGAGGUUCCAGUCCCUUCCAAUUACACAACCAGCCAGUCAGCCCUAUUCUUUUCUAUUAAGGCUGCAUAUGCAACUGCCUACACUUCCCCAUCCUAUGGACCAUAUUCCAAGAGGGGAAUUACUGGCCAAGACUGAGGUCUACAUCACUUGACCUGAAGUAAAGCCAGUGCGCACAUUCCAUACAAGCAGGACUAGACCAAGAAU